This is a messenger RNA of Elaeis guineensis (African oil palm), 721 nucleotides long. RefSeq lists its product as uncharacterized. NCBI's taxonomy places the organism in Eukaryota, Viridiplantae, Streptophyta, Magnoliopsida, Arecales, Arecaceae. The record is from RefSeq and is a predicted model, not a curated record.
AAAAAAAAAAAAACUAGGUCUCUGAGGAGCUUAUGCCCCUCUCUCACAUACACACACUCUCUCUCUCUCUCUGAGAAGCGCAGAAGCGUCGCCGGAGAUGGAGCCGCCGACGAGAGGACUGGCGAUGGCGGUGAUGGGCGGGCUUCUUCUGGUCGUCCUGCUGUGCGGCGGGGUGGAGGGUUGGACGGGGGAAAUCCACGGGAGAGUGGUCUGCGAUGUGUGUGGGGAUUCUUCAAUAGGACCAGAAGAUCACGUCUUGGAAGGUGCCGAGGUAGCUGUUCUUUGCAUAACCAAAUCUGGUGAGGUUAUUAAUUACCAGGCCUUCACAAACUCAAAAGGCAUUUAUAAAGUGGCAGAGACCAUGCCUGAGAGUGAUCGGUGGAUGUCAUGCUUGGCGAGGCCCAUCAACAGCUACCAUGAGCAGUGCACUCGGAAGGGAGAUGCCCACUCUGGGGUCAAGUUCACUUACAAUUUGCCAUCUGGAAACUCUCACGCUGUCAAACCAUUCCUUUACAAACCUGUUUCUGUCCCAAUGUAUUGCAGCUGAAAGGUGUACCGUAUGUCGGGAAACAUACUGUAAACAUAUAAUACAAACUCAUGUAUGUUGGUUGAGAUGAGGAAGAAGGAAUCCUAAAGCCUAUAGAACAUUAAUCCUAAAGCCUAUAGAACAUUAAGUUGGUCGUGCAUAAUUGUUAUAAUGAAAUGGUUGUAUUUGCUGUAC